Messenger RNA from Salvia miltiorrhiza (redroot sage), 538 nucleotides. RefSeq lists its product as uncharacterized. The record is from RefSeq and is a predicted model, not a curated record. The transcript is spliced from 6 exons. Lineage: Eukaryota; Viridiplantae; Streptophyta; Magnoliopsida; Lamiales; Lamiaceae. The coding region runs from base 22 to 378 and encodes 118 amino acids.
UGCGGUUCUUCCUCACAAGGGAUGUGCUUCAUCCAUGGCUGCAAACGCAUCUUCCCCACAACUACAGAUUAUCCAUGGCUGCAAACGAGGCAGAUUCAGUCUCUCUCUCUCUCUCUUUCAAUUUCGAUUGCCCAAAUUUGGGAGGUGCUUCAUCCAUGGCUGAACCCCACACUACAGAUCCAUGAUUCAAGCCUAUUCCUCUACAAGUGGGCUUUAGAAAUUGCAGAGAGAGGGAAAAGUUGCAGGAAAAGUUGCAGGUCAUUCUUCGUCCUUGGAGCAACAAUAGGUACUACUGUUUUUCGUCUGGGGAUUCUGUUGUUGCAAGGCAUGAAAAACAACAGUUCUGUUAGAGUAUACUUUUUAGUUUUUUAUUUCUAAAAUUUGGGAUCAUACACACCCAGGUUCCUUCAAUGAGCUGUUUUGAGGAGAGGGCUAUAUUCUUAUCACUUUGCAGUGAAAAAAUCGCUCCCUCCAAGCUGCUGCUGAGGAACAAAGAAAGGCUGGUGAAAAAGUAAUGAGGUUGGCAGACGAACAGAAG